Molecule: messenger RNA, 1460 nt
Organism: Parasteatoda tepidariorum (common house spider)
Lineage: Eukaryota; Metazoa; Arthropoda; Arachnida; Araneae; Theridiidae
Product: neuropeptide SIFamide receptor
Biological process (GO): G protein-coupled receptor signaling pathway; cellular response to hormone stimulus
Cellular component (GO): plasma membrane
Molecular function (GO): neuropeptide Y receptor activity; peptide binding
Source: RefSeq, a predicted model, not a curated record
UUUUAGGCCUCUUCAUGUGCAAAAGUGUUUCCUACCUUCAAGGCGUGUCUGUCAGUGCAUCAAUCAACACGCUAGUAGCUAUAUCAAUAGACAGAUUUGUUGCCAUAUGCUACCCGUUAAGAUGCCAGAUGACUACACAGGCAGCUCGGUGGAUCAUCGCAAUCAUAUGGACUUUCUCGUUGUCAAUAACACUUCCUUGGGUUCUCUACUUUAAAAUGGAACCAUACGAUCCUGAUGAACCAGAUGGGACACAGUUGUGUGUAGAAGAAUGGCCACAUGAAAAUGCAGAAACAGUUUUCUUUUUUGUUGCAAAUCUUGGUCUCUGUUACGUUCUACCACUUUGCCUCAUAUCUAUGUGCUACAUUGGCAUUUGGAUCAAAGUUUGGCGUAGAAAUAUACCAGGAGAAACAAAAGGAACCAAUGCAGAUGCUGUAAUGCAAAGAUCAAAGCUGAAGGUUGUAAAAAUGAUGGUAUUUGUCGUAGUUCUUUUCGCACUGUCAUGGCUACCCCUUUACACUAUCUUCGCAAUGGUGAAGCUUGGGACUACCGUGGAUGAAAACACAUGGAAAGGAAAAAUAUUCGCUGUGAUGGUGCCAAUAGCUCAAUGGCUCGGUGCCUCUAACAGUUGCAUCAAUCCUGUUCUGUACACAUUUUGUAAUAAGAAAUUUCGAAAGGGUUUCUUAGCUAUCAUAAAAAGUCGAUCUUGUUGCGGCACUCUUCGUUACGAGACGACGCAUAGUGGUACUAAAAGUACGGUACUGAGAAGUACCUUCAAGUCCAGGUGCGAUACUCAAUCUGAAUAUGUUUCUGCUCAAGUAUGAAAUCUAGAUUCUAGAUUAAAGACCUCCAUGUAUUUAACGAUUUGCUGAUGCACUACUUCAGAACACGAGGAAUUAUUUUAUCCAAUUCUUGAAGGGAUGUAAACAUUCUGUCAAAGAGUUUUUUCUAUUAUGUGCAGAUAAAAUGUUUUUAAAUACUGUUACGUGAAAAGUGUGCAUAUGCUGCCAUCAGUAUUUAUUAUUUGUUACGUAAGAAAUAAAAUGACUUCUUUCUUCGUGAAAUGAAUCGGUAAAUAUCAUAAAUCUUCUUAUUGAUGGAAUAAGAUAUGCGUUGAUGAAAUAUAAUCAUGUGCUUGUUGAUGAAAUAUAAUGAUGUGUUUGUUGAUGAAAUAUAAGGAUGCUAUUGUUGAUGAAAUACGAUAUGUCUUAAUGAAAUAUAUUGUUUUUGUUGAUGGAUUAUGGUACGUGUUGUUGACAUAGAUACUCUCAUUGAUUGGAUAUGAUGUUUUUAAUGAUGAUAUAUAAUGUUCUUAUUGAUUGAAUAUACUGAUGUUUCCAUGAAUGAUAUAUGAUAUUUUUGUUGAUGGAGUUUGAUGUGUGUUGAUAAAAAGUAAUAAUGUUAUCAUUGAUGUAGUAUGAUAGUAUUCUUAUUGGUCAUAAAUUUGAUGUAUGUUUGUAAAA